AUGACUUUUUCUUUUUCCCCUUUUCUUUUUCUUUUCCUUCUUCUAUACAUUCUUUCUUUCUUUCUUUCUUCUUCUUCUUCUUCUUCUUCUUCUUCUAUUCUCUCUACUUCUUCCUUUUUCUUUUCUUAUUACUUCUCUGUUCUCUUUUUUUUUUCUAGCAUGAAAUUCUCUUUUUAUUAUUUUCUCCUUUUCUUUGUCCUUUCUUUCUCCUCCGCAUCCUUCCUUUUCUUCUUCUUCUUCUUCUUCUUCUUCUUCUUCUUCUUCUUCUUUUCUCUUCCAUUUUUUCUUUUCGUACAUGACCUUCUCUUUUUAUUUUUUCCCCUUUACUUUUUCCUUUCCAUCUUCUAUGCAUCCUUUUCUUCUUUUCUCUCUGCUUCUCUUUUUUCUUUUCUUGCUUGUCUUUUUCCUUUUCUUUUUUCUUUUUCCUUUCUUCCAUUUUUCCUUUACUUAUUUUCUUUUUCUUCUCUUCGCUUUCCCUUUUGUCUUUUACUUUUCACGCUUCUAUCGCCUUCUCUUCUUCAUCUUUUCUUUUUCCCUUUUUCUUUUCCUGUUUCUUUUUCUUUCUCUUCUCCUCCUCACCUCUUCUCUACAUCUUUCAUUUACUCUUCUUUCUUUUCCUCUUUCUUCUUCGUAAAGCUUUCAAUCUCCUUAUUUUCGCGCUCUUCUUCCUCCCCCACCCGACCUCCCAUUAUCUCCAGUCACAUUCCCCCACUUCUCUUUAUCUGCUAUAAUUUUCUCCUCCUCUUGCAUUUCUUCAUUUUCUUCUUCUCCCUGCUUCUCUUCAUUCAUUUUUAUGUUUGUCACCGUCCUCCUCGUUAUAUUUUUUUUCUUUUUCCCUCUCUUCUUUGCCAUCCGUCGUCUUCACACCUAUUUUCAUUUACUCUCUCUCUCUCUCUCUCUCUCUCUCUCUUCAUAUUCAAUGUCUCCAUCAUCCUUUUUGGCGAGGAUCAGUCAUGUCUCGUCUUCGGGAAAGGUUUUUUUUUUCUUUCUUUCUUUUUCCCCCCUUCUUUGUCGCUUCUCCUUUUUCGCUUUCUUUCUUUCUGUUUCUUUCUUUUGUCCUUAUUGCUUUCUCUUUCAUUUCCUUCCUAUUUCUUUCUUUUCUCCAUUCCCUAUUACAUUUUUCUUGCCUUCUACUUUUCUCUCCAUUUUCCAUCCCUAUCGCUUUCUAUUCUUUUCCUUCUCUUUCCCAUACUUUUCACCGUUCCCUAUCACUUUUCUUUCUUUCUUUCUUUCUUUCUUUCUUUCUUUCUUUCUUUAUCGCUUUUUCUUCUGUUCUUUUCUUUCUUCUUUUUCCUAAUGAUUUCUAUUAUGUCCUUUCUCUUUUCCUUUCUUUUCUGCAUUCCCUCUUUCUCUUCUUUAUUCCAAAUAUUAAAUCUUGGAAUGAAAUAA
Messenger RNA from Acanthosepion pharaonis, 1389 nucleotides. The record is from the annotation of a GenBank genome assembly. Lineage: Eukaryota; Metazoa; Mollusca; Cephalopoda; Sepiida; Sepiidae.